UACUGAGAGCAAUAACAGGGAAAAUGCAGUGUGAACAGAUCAUUUCAGAUAUAUUCAGCAUGUCAGCAGCAGUCAGUGAUUGUCAGACGGAAGAAGAACUAGAAGAUCUGGGAGAAGAUGGACUUUCAGUUGACACCUUUAUCUCAAAUGCUGGACAGAGACUCAAGAAAAAGAAAACACCUUCAAAACCACCCCCAUCUCCUAAAUCACCAUAUAUGACAAGUGCCAACCUCCAUCCAAAAAAAGCUGCAGUGUGGAAUUCAUUGAAAGCCACCGGGGUCCCACACAGUGAAACCUUAACCACGCGUGUGCCUAGGGACUUCUGGGUGACGUCUCUCAAAAGCGGAGUCGAUAUUGAGGGGAAUCAAGCUAAACACUCCACUUCCACCAACAUGCCAGAGUACCUGAAGGAAGCUUUUGGGAUGAGGAAGCCGAAGUAUUCCCGCUCUUCCAGCAAUGGCUAUAUUCCAGGGACACCAGACUUCAAAGAGAAAGAAGACAUGUACGAUGAGAUUAUCGAGCUGAAGAAGUGUCUGCAGGCUCACAAGUCUGAAAAUGAUGUCAUGAAAACCAGAAUCCGUAGACUUGAAGAGGAAAACAGCAAAAAGGAGAAACAGAUUGAGCAGCUCUUAGACCCUAUCAAGGGAUCUGAAUACACAAGAAGCUUGGUUGACAAAAAGAAUGACCUGAGUUCAGUCUAUUAUGGGUUGAAGCAGAAGAUUCUGAAGCUUGAACAGCAAUGCAAAGAGAAGGAUACUGCAUUAAACAAACUACAAAGUGAUUUGAAGACUACCAACAUAGAAGAACUGAAGAUUACUGUGGAGACAUACUAUGAGGAGGUGCAGAGACUAAGAGUCUUACUAGCCAGUGCAGAGUCAACAGAGAAGAGUAAUACUGCUGAGAACAGAGCACAUCUGAAACAGCAGAAGGUUCUUAAUGCAGCCGUCCUUAAGCUGUCAAAAAACGUCAAGCACCUGGAAGAAGAGAAUAAAGCUCUUAGGGAGGAGGUCAGGAGAGCGAUGGGAAGUCCCUCCAGCACAUCGAGAGGCUAUUCCGACUGGAGCAAACAGCGGCUGGUGAGACGGGUGAUUGAGUUGGAAAAGAAAAUCAAGGAUGCCGAUUCUGGCAAUGGCACCAAGUCCACCAGCACAAACACAGAAGUGGCUGAGGCAGACCCCAUCCCACAGGGGGCGCCUGCACACCCCAGUGAAAAAGAGGCACGUCAGGAGUGUGCCCGCCUGCGGGGGAUAGUCAAGAGGCACCGAGAAGAGAGGACUAACCUCCAGAAGGAGCUUGCAAACAGAGACGCCGAGAUAAAGAGACUGUCCGCAGAGAGGGCCCGAGCCGUGAAGGACGUCGAGCGGGCGAAGGCGACAGAGCGUGAUCAGGCCCGACACCAUUUCAAGGAGGAGAUUGAAAAACUGACAGAAAAAAUAAACAUUUUGGAGUCCCAGUUGGAAGAGGAAAGACAUUUGACACUAAAAUCUUCGCAGCAUGGUGAACUGGAGCAAAGCUCUGGAGGUGGAAGAAGAGAGAUGCAGACGAGUCCGGCAUCGCUGAGAGAUGACGUCCACCAGGCGGCUGCAUCUGCACAGGAAGGCAGAGAGACGGAGGACAUGGCAGCAAACAGCCUCCAGCAGCGUCGGCAGCAGCACAGACUGGAGAAGCAUAAAUGUGACUUUUCUGAAGAGGAUGUUAUUUUAAUUCAGUCUGCAAUACGAGGACAUGUGACUCGGCAAAAAUCACUAAAUGCUAAAAACCAUGAAUGCAAGCUAUCCAGCUUUAAGAGCCCACAGGCGGAAAGCAGUGAGAGCGUUGAUCCGCGUCACACCAGUGACGGAGUUCCGGACAGUGCUGUGGUACUCCUGCAGUGUGUGUUCAGGGGACACUUGGCUCGGUGCUCUUUUAAAGCGACCAGGCCUACUGAGAACCCUGCAGCAUUACCUGCACUAAGAUGGGACUCCAAAUCCACGCAGAAGUAUAAAUCAAAAACACACGCUGUGAGAAGAGUCGUGGGAAGUGAUGAGGAAGAAAUUGAGGAGGAUAUUCCUGAUGUCUCUACUGAAGAGAAGCAGGGUGUCACAGAGUCCAAUGUGUACUAUUCCUCUCUCAGGAGGAAACAAGGUCCAGCACAGCUAGACCUCCAUCCAGCUGCUGAGUCUGCUAGAGCUGGGGAUUCCGAUGACUCUGAUGACAUCAUCAUUUCACCAUCCAGGCCCCUGAGACGACGGGACAUUUAUUUCUAGUGAAUACAUGUGACUGCAGAUUUGUGCGCUUCAGCGGUGGGCUUCUCAUGGGUCCUUUGUAGGUCUAUACAAGGGUGUGUAUAGUUUGCCAGUGGAGAAGAACAUGUGCACAGAGGAAAUUUUAUCCUGGCCAAUAACUGCAUAGAACAGUUCGGUUUUUGGUCUGGUUGGAUAAGACUCUCACUUGAAUAUAUUAUAAUGCAUGUACAAUAUUAUGAAUCUAAUUGUGUCAUCUUGUUUUACUAUUAUUAUUGCCGUUGUUUAAAAAUAAGUGCCUUCUCGCAUCUGUAUGUGGAGCAGAAAUGUCACAUUUUAAUAUUUCCUUUCUAUUGGAAUGUGUGCAGUCAACUUGUUUACAGUUUUUGAAAUCACAAAAAAAGUUACGUUUGUUCUUUAUGAGUGUAUAUCUGACAUUGUGGUUGCCAAUAAGUGAAUUUCAUAUAUCCGAACACAAAUGGAUGCUUCCCUUUCAAAACAAGCAAACAGUGCUGUUAUUUUCAGCAACUCUGAUAAUAAAAACUGUUUUUCUUGUUCAGACUGUGAAACCGCACCUGAUAUACUGUAAAUGUUGCAGCGUGACUUCCUCUAAGCAUAAUAAAACAUUUUAUACAAAUCGUAA
Brienomyrus brachyistius is the source of this 2865-nucleotide messenger RNA. RefSeq names its product IQ motif containing E (gene iqce). Bases 24 to 2246 code for a protein of 740 amino acids. Lineage: Eukaryota; Metazoa; Chordata; Actinopteri; Osteoglossiformes; Mormyridae. Gene Ontology annotation, molecular function: protein binding. The record is from RefSeq and is a predicted model, not a curated record. The transcript has 24 exons.